AUUUAGAUUCUGUCAUACAUUUCUGACUAGUACCAAUUCCAUGGCUAUACGUUUCAUGUUAUUCCCAAACUUAUUGAAAAAUUUGACUCUGGACGAAUCAAAUUAUUAUUGUUGUGUUUUCUCAGAUUAUGGCAAGUGAUCCCCAGCUGAAAUCCGGAUGGCUAUUGAUGACCAUUCCGAAGGCUCUUAAGACGUACCUCAAGAUGAUAGAGAAAGUACAUGAGAGAUUUCAUGUUAUACACUGGGAGGAGUUCUGCUUGGAGGUUGAGCAGUAUGCACCUAGGAUAGAUGCUAUGCUCGUGACGUCCUACGACAUGCCAAAGCUAUCCCCAGAACUUUUGGAUCGGAUGACAAAAUUAAAGUCAGUUGUUACCGUAACUACUGGCACAGACCACCUUGACCUUGCGCUGCUCCGGAAGUACAACAUCAGGGUUUGUACUGGGGCAGGUACGAACAGCGAUGCAUGUGCUGACAUGGCCUUCAAUCUACUGCUCUCCGCUGCAAGGAGAAACUCGGAAGUUGUCGACCUAGCUCAUCGCUUCGCGGCCAGAUCAGAGACUGUGAUGGAAGAAACCUUCCACUUCCUGGGCCACGAAGUGACCGGUUCGACCCUUGGCAUUAUCGGUAUGGGAGGCAUCGGUUACGAGGUCGCGAGAAGAGCUAUAGGAUUCAAGAUGAAAACCCUUUACUACAACCGGAAUAGAAGGUCUAAAGCCGAUGAAGACGAAGUGAAGGCAGAAUACUGUCCUUCGCUAGAUAAUCUACUUCCUCAGGUGGAUUACCUGAUGCUGUCUCUUCCUUUGACAGAAACAACUCGUCACAUCAUCGGGAAAGAUCAGCUUCAAAGAAUGAAACCAAACGCAAUCAUCAUAAAUGUCGCUCGAGGAGAAUUAAUAGACCACGAUGACCUGACUGACGCACUUCGAAGCCGUACCAUCGCCGGAGCAGCCCUUGAUGUGACUGAGCCAGAGCCGUUGCCUCCAAAUCAUCCACUGCUUACGAUGAGCAACGUCAUCAUAACACCUCAUUGCAGUGCUUUCACCAAGGAUGUUGGGAAAAGAAUGUUUCAGAGAAUUAUGCACAAUCUAUCAACAUCACUCGCAACGACUUAAGCAUCAUGAUAUCUACUUACCUAUAAAACGCCACGACAUUUAUCCUCAUUUGAAGAAAGAUUUAGAGUCAAUCGCAUUUUUAAAUCCAAUGGUAUGUUUUGAAGGAAUAGUUAGCUACGAUGAUUACAGCUCGUUAUUUCGACUGUUCGAUGCUCAGAAAGUUCAUUAAUCCGAAGGUUUGAUCAUCCAAAGGUUUGUAAUUCCGAAAACGAUCUAAGGUUCGUUCUUCCGAAGGUGCGAAUAUAUCCCUGCAAUACGACAUUCAAAAUGUAAUCCGAAAGUUCGCUGAUUUGAAGGUUCCGAAAGCGAAGUAAGGUUCGUUAUUCCGAAGGUUCGAUAGUCCAAAAGAAAUAAUAACGACUCAUACAAUUGGAUUUUUUCGCAUUACAAAACUUAACUCUUUAUUUUGGUCUCACAAAUCCUCGGAAUAAUUUUAUAUAAUUGUCGGAUUAACGAACCUUUAGAAUAACGAAAUGGUAGUUGUAAACUAUGACUUACGUCUCUUGGAGAGAUAUUAACAUUUAUCGUUUUUGUAAUAUUAAAUUUUCUAUUUUGCCUUUUUUUGUUAUCUAUUUUAUUUAUUUAUUUCAAAUCUUUAUCUAGGGCCAGUGUCAUUAUCUAGGUGGAUCAGAUGCCCAUACACUAACUCACGAUAAUACGCGUGUUUUCAUAUCCUUGCUUUACGCUUGUCGGGUGACAAGAUUGCCAAUAAAAAUACACCCCUCCCUCCCUCUUUCCACUACCCAUCCCCCGGAGGAGUGAAAAAACAGUCAAAUGUAUUGUAUUGUAUUUAUUUUCUGUCAAUUACAAACAAUAUCGAUGAUAUAUAUUUACGAUCCAUAAAGAAAAAUCAAUAAAAAAAGACGGAGGGAUUGCCCUACUCAGCGUUGACAUGAUAUCGACGCUGUUUUACUGAGGGGUCCCUAACAUAGAUUAACAUGUAAACAUAUAAAGAAGGAAAGAAAAAAAAAUAGUCGACUUACAAUAAAAGACAUUAAAAAAGUUUGAAAUAGCUAAGAAAAAAUUUACAAUAUAUACACAAUAUAAAAUAGAGGUCUGAACUGAAGGCUACAGAAAGUCAGGGCCUUUUUAAAUGAAUCGAUAUUUUCCUAUAAUUUCAUGUGGUCGGGAGAUCGGGAAGAGUAUUAUAGUGGAGGUGCCGUGGCCGAGUGGUCUAAGUCGCCUGCUGGAUCCAAGGAUCUGGGGUUCGAUUCCCAGCACAACACUUAUGCCCUUCAGCAAGGCAUUUCAUUCACAUUGCUGUUUUAUCGUAUAUCAAAUAAAUGAAAAUGUUACAUGCAUUAUGACUACCAUUGUGUGGGCUUGUGUGUUUAAAAAAAAUGCGAUUCACCUCGGUAUUGGAUAGUACGACGAUAAUCUGUUUUGGGUUUGGGUAAAGCAAAGUUAUGAGAAUUACAGAGUGAAUAAUGAUGGGAUAAUAUAUAGUCGAAACAUUUUAGACAUGACAGGGGACAAUUCAUGGACUGAUUUAUAUACAAAAUAUUUCUUGCGCCAUAAUAUUGCAAAACUGAACGAAUUUGUAAAUUGGAGAUUAUGAUCACGUGGGUGGACUUUCAUUAUUAUUUUACUUGCACAA
Molecule: messenger RNA, 2709 nt
Organism: Lytechinus variegatus (green sea urchin)
Lineage: Eukaryota; Metazoa; Echinodermata; Echinoidea; Temnopleuroida; Toxopneustidae
Product: probable 2-ketogluconate reductase
Exons: 5
Coding region: 129-1112 (327 amino acids)
Cellular component (GO): cytosol
Molecular function (GO): NAD binding; glyoxylate reductase (NADPH) activity; hydroxypyruvate reductase [NAD(P)H] activity
Source: RefSeq, a predicted model, not a curated record